GCUAUUCUUAACCAGCUAAAAAAAGAAGUAUAAAAAAAGGAAAAAAGAAAAAAAGCUGAUAAAAAUGGAUGUUGAUGUAGAAGCUAUGCUUGAUGCUCCCUAUCAAGAGAAGAAUCCUGAAGAGCAACCUUCUUCACACAAAGAUUCUUAUAGGGAUGAAAGAGAACGUAGAGAUCGUCGAGAUGAUGAUUAUCGUUCUCGUCAUUCAGAAUAUCAUCGUUCUUCUCGUUCUCGUUCUCAACAUCGCUCUUCCCGUCAUCGUUCAGAUUCUAGACAUAGUAGUAGAAGAUAUCGCCGUUCUUCUAGAUCAUUAAGUAGAGAGAGACGACAUAGACGUUCUCGUUCUCGCGACUAUAGAAGAAGUGGCAGUAGAAGACGUUCUAGCAGAAGUCCUCGUAGACGAAGGAGUAGAACACCUCCUCGCCAUGAUAGCUAUGAUGAUAAAAAAAGUAGACGAAGCGGUCGAUCACCAUCACCACCUAUCCCUGAAGAAGACAGAGAUAGAAGAACUGUAUUUGUUACUCAAUUAGCUGCUCGUUUGACUUCCCGAGAAUUAGAAGACUUUUUCUCUCAGGCAGGUCGACUUCGUGAAGCAACUAUCAUCAAAGAUAGAAAUUCAGGAAAAUCAAAAGGUUGUGGAUAUGUUGAAUUUUAUGAAGAAGAAUCUGUACAGAAUGCUUUAGCAUUAUCUGGACAGAAACUUUUAGGUAUUCCAGUUAUAGUUCAACUUUCAGAAGCUGAAAAGAAUAGAUUAGCUUUACAGGCACAAAGAAACGCAUUAAGUUCAUCAGAACCCACUUAUCAAAGAUUAUAUGUAGGCUCACUUCAUUUUAGUUUAACAGAAAAUGAUGUACGUCAAAUAUUUGAACCUUUUGGGCCAUUAGACUUUGUUAACCUUCAUAGAGAUACUGAAACAGGUCGUUCAAAAGGCUUUGGCUUCAUUCAAUAUAAAAACCCUUCAGAUGCAAAACAGGCCUUGGAAAAAAUGAAUGGAUUUGAAUUAGCUGGUAGACCUUUGAAAGUAGGACUUGUUACUGAGAAACCACCUGUGUCGGGCUCAAGCAAUUUUAAUCUUGAUGAUGAAGAAACUGAAGGUGUAGUUAUGAAUUCACUUUCGAGAGCUGAAUUAAUGGCUAAAUUAGCAGCUAGAGAAUAUAGUAAUGACCAACGAUCACCUUCAAAUAUGAUGGAUAUGAAUACAGCACCUAAGCCUUACAUUCCUACAUCUUCAUCUCGUUAUGUUAUGUUAAAUAAUAUGUUUAAUCCUUCAGAAGAGACAGAACCAGAUUGGGUAAGCGAUCUUGAAACUGAUGUUAAAUUAGAAUGUGAAAAAUAUGGCCAUGUAGAAUAUAUCAAGGUCAAUGCGGAUUCAAUGGGUGAAGUAUUUUUGAAAUUUGAUAGUACUAAUUCUGCAGAAAAGGCUAUAUCAGCAUUAAAUGGAAGAUGGUUUGGUGGUAAACAAAUUACGGCAGCUUAUGUUUCUGAAGCUAUCUUUAAUGCCAAUGCUUUUUAAACUAACGGGAGAAGUAACAAAAAAAAAAUACAAACAAGGACAUAAACAAACAAACAAACACAAACACACACACACACACACAUAUAUAUUAUUUUGAGUCAAUCUUUUAUUUUUAUUUUUAUUAUAGUCGAGAGCUUAUCAGCCUUUUGCAAGAAAUUCUAUUUAGUGCGUUUCUUUUUUUAUUUUUUAUUUUUAGGGAUCUCUUUUAUUAUUAUUACUACAAAUACAUUAGGGAGCCGCAAAAUUCCAUAAUAAUAAUAAAAAGGUUUAUGAUAUUUACACAAGAAAAAAAAAA
This is a messenger RNA of Cokeromyces recurvatus, 1808 nucleotides long. RefSeq lists its product as uncharacterized. Bases 65 to 1513 code for a protein of 482 amino acids. Gene Ontology annotation, biological process: mRNA processing. The transcript has 11 exons. The record is from RefSeq and is a predicted model, not a curated record. Gene Ontology annotation, cellular component: nucleus. Gene Ontology annotation, molecular function: RNA binding. NCBI's taxonomy places the organism in Eukaryota, Fungi, Mucoromycota, Mucoromycetes, Mucorales, Mucoraceae.